Fukomys damarensis (Damara mole-rat) is the source of this 3018-nucleotide messenger RNA. RefSeq names its product SR-related CTD associated factor 1 (gene Scaf1). Lineage: Eukaryota; Metazoa; Chordata; Mammalia; Rodentia; Bathyergidae. Gene Ontology annotation, molecular function: RNA polymerase II C-terminal domain binding. The record is from RefSeq and is a predicted model, not a curated record. Bases 430 to 3018 code for a protein of 862 amino acids. The transcript is spliced from 14 exons.
UUAGGGUGGGCGGGGCGGAGUCGGGUCGCUAGUUGUCCCUGGGUACCCCCCACACGCCAGGGGGCCUGGAGGGCUUAACGGGCCAGUCUCGGAUCCGGCAGUGGGGGUGAAGUCUGGCGCCAAACGGGGGGGCCUUCUGAGGCCCCCGGAACGCAUCUGUGGGUUCCAGGGGGCGUCUGCGGGCCGUCCCCGAACGGACUGGGGGCGUCCAUAGGGCCUGGACCGAGCCUAGGUUCUGGCCUCCAUCACAUAGCUGACCUGGAUCGUGUCAGUAGGCGCUGUGGAUCGUCUUUAUGGGCCGACCGGAGGCUAGGCUCUAUUUAGAUGAUUUUGGGGCCAUCUUGAGAUCUUGAGCCGUGUCCCAGGGGUGAAGGAGGUGUGCAAGAACUGAGGAGUGUCUGCAGAGCCGCCUAGAGUGCCGGGGUAACCAUGGAGGAAGAAGAUGAGUCUCGAGGGAAGACAGAGGAGUCAGGCGAGGACCGGGGCGAUGGUCCAUCUGACAGAGACCCCACGCUUUCUCCUUCUGCCUUUAUCCUGCGGGCCAUUCAGCAGGCAGUGGGAAGCUCCCUGCAGGCGGAUCUGCCGAAUGAUAAAGAUGGCUCUCAGUGUCAUGGCCUUCAGUGGAGGCGCUGCCGGAGCCCACGGUCAGAGCCACGUCCCCAGGAGUUGGGGGGUGCUGACACAGCUACUGUGCUGGACAUGGCCGCCGACAGCUUCCUUGCAGGGCUGGUGAGCGUCCUGGACCCCCCGGAUACCUGGGUUCCCAGCCACCUGGACCUGCGGCCUGGCGAAAGCGAGGACAUACUGGAGCUGGUGGCCGAGGUCCGAAUUGGGGACCGGGAUCCUAUCCCUCUACCUGUGCCCAGCCUGCUGCCCCGUCUCAGGGCCUGGAGGACGGGCAAAACAGUUUCUCCACAGUCUCACUCUUCUCCACCCACCUGUGCCCGCCACCUCCUCACCUUGGGCACAGGAGAUGGGGGCCCUGCCCCACCCCCCGCGCCCUCCGCUCCGGAGCAAAAGUACGACCCCUUUGAGCCUACGGGCUCCAACCCCAGCUCGUCAGCCGGGACACCCUCGCCAGAGGAGGAAGAGGAGGAGGAGGAGGAAGAGGAGGAGGAGGAGGAAGAGGAGGAGGAAGGCCUGUCGCAGAGCAUCAGCCGCAUCUCAGAGACCCUGGCGGGUAUCUAUGAUGACAACAGCCUGAGCCAGGACUUCCCAGGUGAUGAGAGCCCGCGGCCGGAUCCCCCGGACCCCCGAGGACCCUCCCCGGUGCCCGCCGCCUCACCAAAGCGCGAGGUUCUGUACGACUCAGAGGGACUGAGUGGGGAGGAACGCAGGGGCAAGAGCAGCGAGAAGGACCGCCGGCGCUCAGGGGCUGCCUCCUCCUCCUCCUCCUCGCGGGAGAAGGGGUCUCGUAGGAAGGCCCCGGAUGGGGGGGAUCGGGACAGGGACAGGUCAUCCAAGAAGGCCCGGCCUCCCAAGGAGACAGCACCUUCCUCAGGGCCCCCGCCAAAGCCACCCAUCAGCAGUGGCUCAGGCUCCUCGUCCUCCUCAUCCUCCUGUUCCUCUCGGAAGGUGAAGCUGCAAUCCAAGGUGGCCGUGCUCAUCCGAGAGGGUGUCAGCAGCACCACCCCAGCAAAGGACUCCGCCUCUGCCAGCCUGGGCUCUAUCGGGGUCAAAUUUAGCCGUGACCGUGAGAGCCGCUCCCCCUUCCUGAAGCCUGACGAACGGGCUCCUGCAGAGGCGGCCAAAGCUGCCCCAGGCAGCACCAAGCCCAAAAAGACCAAGGUCAAGGCCAAGGUGGGGGCCAAGAAAGCCAAGGGGACCAAGGGAAAGACCAAGCCAUCUAAGACCAGGAAAAAGAUCCGCAGUGGGGGCAGCAGCGGGGCCAGUGGUGGCCCUGUGUCGCUGAAGAAGUCCAAGGCGGAUAGCUGCAGCCAGGCAGCUGGGGCCAAGGGGGCUGAGGAGACUUCCUGGUCUGGGGAGGACCGGGCUGCCAAGGCCCCUAGCACCCCGCCCCCCAAGGCAGCCCCUCCACCCCCAGCACUCACCCCAGACUCGCAGACUGUGGACAGUAGCUGCAAGACACCUGAGGUCUCCUUCCUGCCUGAGGAGGCCGCUGAGGAAGCUGGGAUCCGAGGUGGGGCGGAGGAGGAGGAGGAGGAAGAGGAGGAGGAGGAGGAGGAGGAAGAGCAGCAGCAGCCUGCCACCACCACAGCUACCAGCACAGCACCAGCCGCCCCAAAUGCUGCCCCCAGUGCAGGGUCCACUGCCGGAGACUCGGGAGCAGAGGACGGGCUGGCGACCCGAGUCUCCCAGCUGCCCACGCUGCCCCCACCCAUGCCCUGGAACCUGCCGGCUGGUGUGGACUGCACCACCAGUGGAGUCCUGGCCUUGACUGCACUUCUCUUCAAGAUGGAAGAGGCCAAUUUGGCCAGCAGAGCAAAGGCUCAAGAGCUGAUCCAGGCCACCAACCAGAUCCUCAGCCACCGGAAGCCACCCUCAAGUCUAGGGGUGACCCCAGCUCCUGUGCCCACCUCUCUGGGGCUGCCCCCUGGCCCUUCCAGCUACCUGCUUCCUGGCAGCCUCCCUCUGGGAGGCUGUGGCUCCACCCCGCCAACCCCCACUGGGCUGGCUGCUGCGUCUGACAAGAGAGAAGGCAGCAGUAGCUCUGAGGGACGUGGGGACACUGACAAGUAUCUGAAGAAGCUGCACACGCAGGAGCGGGCAGUGGAGGAGGUGAAACUGGCCAUCAAGCCGUACUAUCAGAAAAAGGACAUCACCAAGGAGGAGUACAAGGACAUCCUGAGGAAGGCCGUCCACAAGAUCUGCCACAGCAAAAGUGGGGAGAUCAACCCCGUGAAGGUGAGCAACCUGGUACGGGCCUACGUCCAGCGCUACCGCUACUUCCGCAAGCACGGCCGCAAACCGGGGGACCCCCCAGGACCUCCCCGGCCACCCAAGGAGCCUGGGCCCCCCGACAAGGGUGGCCCGGGCAGCCCUGCGAGGCCGCAGUGA